AACAUAUCAUCGUAGAUGGAGCCACCGCUAAUAGCGAGAGUUUCCAAUUAAGGAAAAACCAUUCAGGAUGAGAAAUCGAGUGCGAGUUACUGCAAUGGACCCAGUGCGCAAUUAGACGCCGCCAGUUGCCAGAGUGUUCCACGAGAGAAACCACUCCAGGAAGGAAGAAAACUGCAGUUGUUAGCAGGAUGUUGAGACGUGCCGCAAAACGUGGCAGACCGUAGAUGGAUAGGGGAAGCCUUAAGUGUUUCACUUAAGGAGAACGAUCAUGUCGUACAAGAUCAAUGUUCCCUUGGAGAUGCCUCCUGUGCCUAACCAGAAGUCCCGAAAUGCUUCCGGUUUCGGCCGGAUAUUCGAGGCAGCUACAGAUGCGUCCACCUGCGGAUGUCGCUGCAGAACUUCGAAAUUUCGCCAACGGCUGACCACCACCACAAUACUGUUCUGCCUCGUCAUGCUCGUCUUCCUCUUCAUGGUGCAGACCAAAAUUAGUCCGAGCGGGGGUUUACCGAUCAUAUCACCUAUGGCCUAUCGCUUUCCGGCCGAUGCGAGUCAGCUGUACCCAGAGCCCACGGGGUCGGGUCAGGAACCUCCGAAGUCGGGCGGGAGAAGACUCGCGGGAAGUCCGACAGCGAAACGAAAGAAGAAAGAUGAGCUCACGAUGACCACAUCAAAGAAACCAAAGUUGAAAAUUCCCAAGAUAACCACAGAAAUGAAGGAGAGUUUCAAGAAGCUUCAGCUCAUCAUCGACAAUCGACAAGCGAUAGACGACAUUCCGGACAAAACGGGCCUCAAGCGUUGGAUCAAGAAGACCACAUCGAAUCCGACCGUGAUGGAUCUGAACAACGUUGAGUUCGACGGGAACCUGACUUCAUUCGAGCGCUUCCAUGCGGCGAUUUCUCAGGACGAGCUCUACGCGAAAGACUCAACGCUCGUCGAUGAUCUUGUUCGAGACAUGGCGAGACUUGAGAUAGUUCGCGUGGUCCAGAAAGAGGGCGGAACGCAACUCAAACUCAUAAUUGACUACGAUAAUGGCGGACAGGCACUCUUCAAGCCUAUGAGGUUUCCGCGCGACAAAGAGACGGAACCCAAUCAUUUCUACUUCGUCGACUACGAGAGGCACAAUGCUGAAAUCGCCACUUACCACCUCGAUAGAUUACUUGGAUUCCGGCGCGCCCCGCCCGUCGCUGGCCGAACUUUGAACAUGACUUCGGAAAUCUACGCGCUAGCUGACCAGAACCUGGCCAAGACGUUUUUCGUUUCUCCCGCGAAAAACCUGUGCUUCAGCGGUCAUUGUAGUUAUUACUGUGAUACUUCGCAUGCCAUCUGUGGCCAUCCCGAUGACCUCGAGGGCAGCUUUGCAGCGUUUUUGCCUUCAACAGAUAUUGCACCGCGAACAUCGUGGCGUCAUCCAUGGAGAAGGUCGUACAACCGGCGUCGUAAGGCGGCAUGGGAAAUCGAUCCCGACUACUGCGAACUAAUCAAGGAGACACCGCCCUACAACAAGGGACGCCGGCUGGCGGACCUCAUGGACAUGGCCAUCUUGGACUUUCUCACCGGGAAUAUGGAUCGACACCAUUACGAGAGUUUCAAGCUCUUCGGCAACGAAUCAUCCCCCAUUCACUUGGACCACGGACGAGGGUUCGGUAAAACGAAGCACGAUGAAAUGUCGAUCCUGGCGCCCGUUUACCAAUGCUGUAUGAUACGUCAAUCCACGCUGCGCUCCCUGCUCAGUUUCGUCAGCCAGCCUGGUGGUAGAUUGAGCAAACGCAUGCGGAAAUCCAUGUCAAAUGACGCCGUCGCUCCGGUACUCCUCGAUGGACACCUGGAAGCUCUAGACCGGAGAGUGCACAAAAUACUGGCUGUAGUCGAAAACUGUCUCAAGACUAAGCCAUCAACGGAAGUGAUUAUUUUCGAUGAAUUCCUCUGA
Molecule: messenger RNA, 1927 nt
Organism: Galendromus occidentalis (western predatory mite)
Lineage: Eukaryota; Metazoa; Arthropoda; Arachnida; Mesostigmata; Phytoseiidae
Product: extracellular serine/threonine protein CG31145
Exons: 11
Coding region: 269-1927 (552 amino acids)
Biological process (GO): protein phosphorylation
Cellular component (GO): Golgi apparatus
Molecular function (GO): protein serine/threonine kinase activity
Source: RefSeq, a predicted model, not a curated record